Paramecium octaurelia is the source of this 874-nucleotide messenger RNA. The record is from the annotation of a GenBank genome assembly. NCBI's taxonomy places the organism in Eukaryota, Ciliophora, Oligohymenophorea, Peniculida, Parameciidae.
AUGGAUUAGAUUGAAUAUGUGAAUCUUGAAAAGAAAAAGCCUUAGGCUAAUCAAAAUAAUUAAAGGAGAAGAUAAAAUAUUAGACCAAAUAAAAAUGACAGAAAUAGAAGAAACCAAAGAGAUAAUCAACCAUUCAAAAAUUAAAGAAAGCAAUGGAGAAACAAGGAUUAAUAAAGAUAAAAUGUAGACUUUUCAAUGUUAUAACUAAGCGUCCGUUUUAAUCUGAAAACAGGAUAGUGGCUACUGGUAAAAGAAGAAGGCAAUUGCAAACAAGAAAAUUUAAUCAAAGAUCUAAAGAUCCUAGAAAUAUUCAACCUAAUGUCAUUAUAAAAGGAUUGGAUCCAAAAAUGACAGAAGCUGGUUUAUAAGUAUCCAAAUCAAUAAUCUCUCUUAGGAAGCUUGCAAAGAUUUUGGACCUAUGAAUAUGUGCAAAUUGGAUAGAGAUAACUUUGGACAAGUGAAGGUAAUUUGAAUUAUUAACUUUUGAACAGCCAGAAGGAAUUGGCUUAAUUAGGUUUACUAGAGUAGAAGAUGCUAAGGCAUGUGUCGAAAAGCUUGAUGGUGUUACUGUGUAAAUCAUUGGGGAAAACAAUAAUGUAAAUCAUUGAAAUAAAUCUAUAGGAAAAAGUAAUAUCUGCUACAUUCGUUGGUGAUUCAGAAUAAACUGAAAAUAAUAGAAAUAGAGGUGUAUUGAACAUUAUGAAGAAAUCAAUAAAAAAAAGGUAUUGAUUCAAUAAAAUUAAAUUAGAAACUGGAGAAGAUGAAUUUGAAUAAACACAAAUAUGUUAUUUUAAACAAUUCAAAAAUCAAUCAUUUAGAUUUAUUAAAAAUAACUCAUAACAUUUUGAUAAUAGUUUAUGGGUAAAUCCUGAAA